This is a messenger RNA of Knipowitschia caucasica, 2385 nucleotides long. The record is from the annotation of a GenBank genome assembly. Lineage: Eukaryota; Metazoa; Chordata; Actinopteri; Gobiiformes; Gobiidae.
AUGGUCGAGACCAUGAGCGGUGAGCAGCGUCCUCUCGCUGCAGCGCCUCUGGAUUUACGCACGAGAGCGCGUGGGAGCAGCGAGGCGGACCGUGCCAAAGACCGUGCGGACCCGAGCAGGACGCGCCACUCGCCCGCUCCUGCUGCUGCUCCUGCUGUACCUGCUGCUGCUGCUGUCCCUGCUGCUGCUGCUGCCUCUGCCUCGGGCCCAGAAAGAGUCUGUUUGGACCGGCAUGUGUCUCUGCUGAAGACCAGCAUCAGCGCAGAGAGCAGACGGGGGGACAAGGCGCCCCUGAAGCUUCCCUUCAGAAAACGGAAGAUUCCUUUCGUGCAGGAGACUACUGGAAAUGAGGACAGCUCACCGAGGACAACUCCAGGCGAGGGGACUGAAGGGGCCCCAACUGCACCCCACUGGUCUCCUUUCACAUCUUAUGUGCCAUAUUACUACCUGUACCCCAGCCCUGAGCCGAUGGGGCCGGUCCCCCCACACACUGGACACCUGUGCUCCCCCAGUGCACUGGCCACAUGGCAGGAUGAAGAUGGAGACACCCCUCUACACAUUGCAGUGGUUCAAGGCAAUACACCGGUUGUCCGUAAACUGCUUCAUAUCUUCUUGAUGGAGCACAAAAGUGUUGAUAUCUACAACAAUCUCCGGCAGACACCUCUUCAUCUGGCAGUAAUCACGCAGCAGGCAAACAUGGUGGAAGCUCUACUCAAAGCAGGAGCAGAUCCCGUGGCUUUGGACCGAAACGGACAGACGGCCCUGCACCUGUGCUGUGAAUACGAGCAGAGAGAAGGCCUGUCUCUGCUUCUGUCACUCCGCUUGGACUCCACCUGCCUGGAGAUACGCAACUACGAAGGUCUGAGCCCUCUUCAUUUAGCAGUGCUGCACGGUCAAAAGGAACUGGCUCGAAUGUUGAUCGAUGCUGGAGCCGAUAUUAACUCGAUGGAUAAUAAAAGUGGUCAAACCCCCCUGAUGCAUGCCAUCGAGAGCAAUAAUGUGAAUAUGGUCCACUUCCUCAUUGAGAAUGGUUGUGAGGUCAACAGUCAGUCGUACAGCCGCAACACAGCUUUACACUGCGCCUGUGGCCGUGGGCAGGUGGAAACGGUGCGACUGCUGCUGAAAAGUGGAGCUGACACUGGACUCAAAAACUACCACAAUGACACCCCUGUUAUGGUGACCACCAAUAGAAAGAUUUCAGAUGUAAUACGUGGAAAAAGUUCUAAACAAGUGCGAAUCCAAGAUCAGCAGUAUCUGAGUCCUUCACACAGGAGCACAGUGAGCGAUAGUGACCCUUCUUCUCCAAGUCAGAGCCGUGUGUGUUCGCCAUCCUCCGCUCUCUUCAUGUCUCACCAAAGGCACCCACGGCGGGUCUUGUGGGCUACGAUCACGGAUGUUUCCUUGAACUUUGCUGUGUCGGAUCGUCAGUUCUUUGAAAGUCACAAAGAAUGGGAAGUGUGUUGGCUGCGAGCUCUCCCAGCCCGGAUCCACCUGCGCCUGGAGCUGCCGGCUGAGAGAGAGGCUUCUCUGCCAAACCCCGGCACUUAUGAAGAGUGUCAUCGCAAGUGCAAAGAGGUGUUUCCUUUACAGAUGGAAGGCGUGCGGUUGAUGGUUAACAAAGGCUUGAGUAACAACUUUCAAGUUAGCCAUACCGUCACUCUAAGCACUGUAGCAGAUUCGGGCUAUCGUUUCGGUACCACCUACGUAGGAAGUAAACAAACCAGCCCCACAGAGUCUUUCCCAGUGGUGGUUGGUGAUAUGGACAAUACCGGCAGCCUGAACGCCCAGAUAAUACAUCAGCUCACAUCUGCUGUUCGAUCCAAAAUAGCAAUUCAGACCCAACAGCAGAAAUUUGUCAACUGGCAGUGCGACAUGGAGUACAGAGGAGAAGAUUUUACUUCGGCCGUGACGCUCGGAAACCCUGAUCUACUUUUAGGAUCAGGCCUUUUAGUGGCCCACUAUCUGCAGUCCAUCACGCCGUCUCUGGCUUUGGGAGGUGAGCUCGUGUAUCACCGGAGACCUGGGGAUGAGGGAACAGUCACUUCCUUUUUAGGAAGAUAUACAGGUGAUAACUAUGUAGCGACAUUGACCUUGGGCAGUGCAGGAGCUCAUGCAACAUACUACCACAAAGCCAAUGACCAGUUACAGUUAGGAGUUGAAUUUGAAGCCAAUACACGAAUGCAAGAAACAUCAACCUCUUUGGCUUAUCAGUUAGACCUCCCUAAAGCUAAUUUCCUCUUUAAAGGUACAAUUGAUAGUAAUUGGGUUGUAGGAGCCACCCUUGAAAAGAAACUUCCCCCACUGCCGCUUACACUAGCUUUGGGAGCUUUUUUAAAUCAUCGCAAGAAUAAGUUUCAGUGCGGCUUUGGCGUCACUAUUGGUUAA